Messenger RNA from Rhizophagus irregularis DAOM 181602=DAOM 197198, 1093 nucleotides. The record is from RefSeq and is a predicted model, not a curated record. NCBI's taxonomy places the organism in Eukaryota, Fungi, Glomeromycota, Glomeromycetes, Glomerales, Glomeraceae.
UUAUAUAAUAAUUAGUAUAGAUGGAAUGUUAACAUCAUUUAUAAUUACGAAAGAUUUUAUAAGUGAUUUAUUAAUUGCUAACGCAAAUUUUGGGGAAUUUAUAUUAUAUAUUUGUUUAAUAUCAAUUUUUAAUCCGGAUUUUUCACUUACACCAAAACAAAGGAUUAUUUCUACACCAUUUGAUGUAAUAAAAACAGAUAGUAGUAUAAGUGUGGCAGAAAUAUUAGGACCUGAUUUUGAUUCUCAAAUAAGAGUUGAAACAAGUCAAAAUAUUAAGAUUGAACAUGCAUAUAUUAAUCCAAAUUAUAGACCAUAUUCUACAACUCCACCUUUAUCACCAAUUUCAAAUGGAAAUGUAUUAUUAACUCCUAUGCCAUCGCCAUCUUCAACAUUUGCUGUUCUUAAUAGAAAUCAACGAUCUUCACCUUCACCUUCACCUUUACAACAAAGUUGGAGACAAGGUCAAAACAAAAGUGAAGUUUCUAGUCAACAAACUUUAGAUAAUGAUCAAGCAAUUUUAACUGAACAUGUUGAUAAAUUUGGAACUGCUUAUGAUGAUGAAUCUAUACAAACUAUGAAUGAACCUCAAAUUUAUAUGGAAAAUUAUAAUAAUAAUAAUAUUUAUUAUAAUAAUCCUAUAAGAAGAUUACCAUCACAGGACAAUGAUAACAUAUCAUCAUCAUCAUAUAAUAAUAAUAAUUCAUCAUCAUAUAAUAAUACAAUAUAUGAUCGUAGCAAUUCUAUGUAAAAUGUGUUUGCAUUUAUCAGGCAUUUAUAUCAUUACAAGUCGGUUCUCGAAAAAAAACAAAAGCAUUAAUUAGAAACAUUAAUUCGAUUGUUUUAUAUUUAGAAAUUAUUCAAGUAUUUCAGUAUUUGUAUUAUUAGUAAUAUAUGGUAUUAGUAAUAUAUGGAUAGUUAUUCAGUAUUAGUAUUAAUAUGGAUAGUUAUUCGGUAUUAGUAAUAUAUGGAUGGUUAUUUAGUAUUUGUAGUAAUAUACUGUAUAUGGAUGUAUUUGUAGUGUUUUCAGUAUUUGUAGUGUUAGUUAUAUAUGGAUGGUCAUGUAUUUUUUAUUUUAUUUUAAUUAUUUUAUUUU